AUGAGCAGGUGUUGCAUAGUUUACGGCUCCGAAACGGGCUCGACAGAAAUCGCAUCGUACACGACCUAUGUGUACCUUUACAAGAAUGGGAUCCCAGUGGAAAUACACCUGUCAGAUCUUGUCGAUUUGAACAUACUUUUGCUUUUUGACUACGUCAUCUUUUUUGUGCCCACCUGUGCCUUCGGGGAGUUUCCGCACAACUUUGAGGGCGUAGUGGAUACGCUGAUGGAUUACCAUGCCAGAAGCAAGUACAUUCCGAGCUUCAAGUACACAAUAUUUGGACUGGGGGACAGCAGGUACCCUCAGUACAACGUUGCUGCGAGGAAGCUGCACUCGUUACUGAGCUCACUGCGGGCCUCAGAGUUCUUCCCAUCCGGUCUGGGCGAUGACCAGCACCCGCUGGGCUACGACGGGGAGCUGUUGGUAUGGAGGAAGGACCUGCUGGAGUAUUUGAGUCAGCAAAAGGGCUCAAAGAGUGAAGGCUGCAGUUUUGAGAGCAUAGUGUACCCAUUUAGGGUUGAAAAAAUGGACAUAACGAAUCCCACAGAGUACCUGUUUCAGCAAAUGUGCAGGGACCUGUACGACCAUAAGCUUAAUCCACUGUCGUACAGCAGGGGAGUGGUGAAGUGCAACAAGGUAAUCACCAGUGCCAACCACUUUUCAACCGUGAGAUCGAUAGAGAUUGAGGAGGAAGAGCCCAGUUACAUGACUGGAGACGUGAUGUGCAUGUUUCCCAUUGACAAGGACGCGGACGCCCUACUGUUCGACCUCGACCUGGAUCCCGCCCAGGUAGUGUGUGUGAGGAGGAAUGACAACUUCGACAUACAAACAGUGCUGAGCGUGCACAACGAAUUCAACAGCUACCCGCUGGAGUGGAUAAAGAGAAAACUGUUGACUGGACGGAAGAUGGUCUCGUCGCGAACGCUUCCAGUGGGAUUGUGCAUGACGCUGUCGGAGCUGUUUAAAAAGUACCUCUGCCUCAAGAACGCGUGCACGCCCUUCCAGAUGCACGUGAUGUCGCUGUACACGGACGAUGAGGUUCACAAGGCGAAGCUGCUCGAAAUGUCCAGUGAGAGCGUCGAGGGAUGCAUGGAGUACUACAGGUACUGCAGGAAGGAAAGAAGGUCGCUCUACGAAGUGCUGUACGACUUCAGGUCGGUGAAGUUGCCGCUGGAGGUCCUGGUGAACAUUUGCACCCCCUACUACUCGAGGCUGUACUCCAUCGCAUCCAGUCAGAUUGACUACGCGGACAGGUACUCGUACUCACUGACGAGGUACCCGCUAGCUGUAAACUAUCCCCGGUUUAAGGAAUUUAUAUCCAGCAAAUACAAAAGAAACGGCAGAAUACAACUCAUCGUGGGCAAUGUAAACUAUAAGAUGGACGGGAAAAGAUCAGUGGACGGAUUAGGCUCACGUUAUCUCAAUACGCUUCGGGUUGGCCGCAGAGUGGACUAUACUAUUUAUAGACCCAGAUUCAGAUCAUUGAUACUGAAUACUGAGGUGCCAGUGCUGUUCAUAGCCACAGGCACAGGAAUAACUGUACCAAAGCCUUACAUAGAGCACAGAUCGUUCAGAUUCAAGGAGCUAUGGAACAGGCACAAGCUGCUUCCUAAGACCAAGGACAUGGCGUUCAUGGGAUUCCGGAGGCCGAGUCAAGACCACCUUUACGCGGACUACGCACUGUACGAAAACUGGUGCAUGUUCGUGUUCGUCUACUCCAGGGCCGGAGAGUCCAAGUACUACGUUCAGGACUCCCUGAGGGACCACUCCAAGGAAGUCUACUCCUUCUUGAGGGAGGGCAUGGUUGUAAUCGGAGGGAAGUCGCAUCCCAUGCCUGCGCAGGUCCUCGAGUCACUAGUCCACGUGCUCGAAAAGGAAGCCCACUUCAGCCGAGAGUCAGGGCAGCGAUUCAUCGAUCACAGCAUUAAGCAGAGUAAAAUUAUCAUUGACACUUGGGGAUGA
This is a messenger RNA of Theileria orientalis strain Shintoku, 1962 nucleotides long. RefSeq lists its product as uncharacterized. The transcript is spliced from 4 exons. The record is from RefSeq and is a predicted model, not a curated record. Gene Ontology annotation, molecular function: flavin adenine dinucleotide binding; FMN binding; oxidoreductase activity. Gene Ontology annotation, cellular component: cytosol. The coding region runs from base 1 to 1962 and encodes 653 amino acids. Lineage: Eukaryota; Apicomplexa; Aconoidasida; Piroplasmida; Theileriidae.